Molecule: messenger RNA, 1912 nt
Organism: Vitrella brassicaformis
Lineage: Eukaryota; Vitrellaceae
Source: the annotation of a GenBank genome assembly
CAAAGGGGCAAAUUGACUGAUUUGCAUCUGUAUAUGCGUCCACGAACUCAGUCAAACACUCCAUCGAUCGGCCGGCCGUCCAGCCACCGACCGACAUGCAUGGACACCGCACACACACACACAUAGCGAUCGGUCCCUUCACGUUACACAAUAUGCAUGUUGUUCCAAGUGCACUCCUCUACGACUACCACUGGCACGUGAGGCAUCACCAAGCAACUUGUCACCUAGGUUGCGUGGCUAGCUGUCCUCCACCCACUGACAACGCAUCCACACGCCCCUUCUGCCUGUCUGCCUGCCACACUACAACAGAGUACGUGAGGCCUUCAGAUGACCGAGCCAGUCAUACGACGUGGCAAAAAAAAGUAGCGUAAGUAUGUGCAUCGCCAUGUACUUACAUGUGCAUCACAUCCAAUACCCGACACAGCACUAUGCUGCAGCCAUGGAGAGACAAGAGACGCGUCGAUUACACGUCGUGUGUGGUGUGUGUGCACCCUUGGCUACGCAGAUGCGGGCACAGCUGAUAGGUCGAGUGUAUUCAUUGCCCCGUAUCACUCACUACUCACUCACUCACAGCACACAGACAACCCUGGCCACAAAUCGUAAGCUCUCAAAAACACACGUCGACUACGACCUUAUGCAUACCGCUUCGUCCAUUCUACUACACUAAGUCACAUCUCUCUCUGACGCCUUCUCAGCCUCCCUCGCCUGUCUGCGCGAUUCCAACCAGCUCCGGAGGAGAGACAAGCCGUUCCAGAGCACUGCUGCGGAGGUAAGGACGGCAGAGAGUGUGGUGCGGACCUGUCUGUCGGCUGUGCUUCGAUGCGGGAGACCUCCGACUGAUCAAGACCUACAUCAUCGGAUUUCUUGCCGGCCUCCAGUCGAGUGGACACUGAACACAUCACCAUCACAUGUGUGUGCGUAGUACAUAUCACGAUGACGUAACAAACCGACCUUCGCUAGAGUUGCGAAAUAUAGUGGAGAAAUCGGUAGUCCUCAUGUCCCGCAAUUUCUGCCCAGCCAGCCAAACAAACAUCCAGCCGCGGACAUGAGCAGGUCCUCCCUCGUUGCCUUGCUUACGGUGGCGCUGCCGUCGUCGGGUUUCGGCAGGUGGACGACCACAUGGCCUCCUCGUCGGCUGCGCGUCUCCACUCGCCUCUGCCGCAGGCUCUGCACCAAGAAGGCAUUGCUCCACAGGAACUCAUGGCUGACCAAACCAACACAUACACAGACAAAUCAUCUACUACUGUGCGUGGUGGUGCGUGUGUGUGUAUGUGCUUACAAGUCUCCGGGCACGUCUGUGAGUUUGAGUUUCUCUAUGGCUUCCUGCACGGCGGCUGACGUCAGCUGCAUGGCCGUCACCACACGAUGCACUGGCCGGCCGGCAUACAGAGAGGCAGAAGCAGCAGCAGGGGGGCCGUCAGCGGAGAGGGCCGCGCUGGACCAGUCAUAGAAGACUUUGGGUGAAAAGCGCCGUCUGCCUUCCUCUCUGUGGAUGAGCCACGACACUAGAGGGCCACUCAGACAACCAGAAACAACUCGGGCUGAUUGAAAUGAGACGACACACGCAGGCUGAUGGAACAGAGGAUGAUGGUUGUGUGCUCUUCCAUUGCCCACCGAAACCCUUUUUGCGGUCGGUGAGGGCCGUGUAGGUGUAGCCCACUUGCAGCAGGCCAUACCGACAUAUCUGCGUGCCCAGCAUGAUGUAGUGCACCAGAUUAACCGCAAUGACUACCAGCACAAGGCCGACCGUCAGAUCCAGUGAAGUCCCCUCGGGCAGCAUGACAACAAAGUGCAUGACGAACAGCGACAGGAGCCAGACCAGCAGCCCACGCAGCUCAGACCGAUUGAGGAUGUCCAUGUUGCCACGAUCGAACGGCCAAACAGCGAAAUGCAACGCCAGACAGACCGUGGC